Vanessa atalanta (red admiral) is the source of this 1845-nucleotide messenger RNA. Its product is annotated as ecdysone oxidase-like. Gene Ontology annotation, molecular function: ecdysone oxidase activity; flavin adenine dinucleotide binding. The record is from RefSeq and is a predicted model, not a curated record. Lineage: Eukaryota; Metazoa; Arthropoda; Insecta; Lepidoptera; Nymphalidae. Bases 1 to 1845 code for a protein of 614 amino acids. The transcript is spliced from 3 exons.
AUGAACCUAAAUGUAUUUGUUAAUAACUUGCUCGGUGUCAUUCAGUCCGCUAGGGAUAUUCCAUGGUUGCGAUGGCUCCUCAGAUUUCUGGCAUUGUCUCAGGCGAUAGAGCCCGUGGGAUGGCCAGCUUCCUUCCCUUUAAAAGAUGGCGACUCAUUCGACUUCAUAGUAGUUGGCGCAGGUUCUGGCGGCGCCACUGUUGCUGCUAGGUUAAGUGAAAUUCGACAAUGGAAGGUUCUGCUUUUGGAAGCAGGAGGGGAUCCCGCAGUUGCUGGUGUGAUACCGAGUUUGUUUGCAACACUCGCUCACACAGAGUAUGAUUGGGACUAUACUGCUCAACUCGAUGAAGGGAUCGGUCAAAGUCAUCCCGGCGGGAAAAUAUUCAUGACUCGAGGAAAAAUGUUAGGAGGGUCGUCUUCCAAUAACUAUGAAAUUUAUACUAGAGGUGUACCAGAGGACUACAACGAAUGGAGUGAAGUAGCUCCCGGAUGGGACUGGAAUACUGUUCUUUAUUACUUCAAAAAACUUGAACGUAUGACAGAUCCAGUAGUACUCAGUAAUCCUUAUAAUGCUAAGCUGCAUUCAACGUCUGGACCCGUCGCAAUAUCAAGACCUAAAGCAAACGCUGUAUUUGAAAAAAUAAACGAAAGAGUUCUUAAUGCAUAUGAGGAAAUUGGAAUAAAGAGAGUUUUAGAAAAUAAUGGCCCAGAAAUUGUAGGGGCUUCUCGACCACAUUUUACUUUUGCUGAUGGUAGAAGAUCAAGCACAGCUGAAGCGUAUUUAAGACCAGCUCAAGACAGACCAAACUUUUUUGUCACGAAAUUCGCUAGAGUUACUAAUGUAUUAAUAGACCCUUUAACUAACAGAGCUCAUGGUGUUCGGGUCAUACUUAAUGCGUGUGAAAAAAUAGAUGUUUUUGCAAAUAUAGAAGUGAUUUUAUCAGCAGGAUCUAUCGAUACACCAAAGAUUUUAAUGCUGUCUGGUAUAGGACCUUCCGAAAUAUUAGAACCGUUACACAUAAAUGUUAUAACUGACCUUCCAGUGGGUAAAAACUUACAAGAUCAUAGUUUUACUCCGUUAAUUUUCACUGGACAAAGAGGUAUUCAAACUGCGAUUCAGAAUGUAUACCUCGCUUCUGAGCUAGAUUCUUACCCAAUACCCCUUCAGUGCGGUUUUCUCAAAGUAAAUUCUUCUCUUUAUAAUGAAAAAAGAGAAAAACCAAAUAUUCAAACUUUCAACAUUCACGCCGGAGCCACUGCAGUUCCAAUUAUAUUAUAUGGAUGUCGAACGAUCAUAAACCACGAUGAUGAUUUUUGCUUUUCGAUGAGCGAAGCGAACGUUUACUAUGAAAAUGAUAUUACUUUUCUCAUUCUUCUACACCCAUUAUCUAGAGGACAAGUAAAAUUGAGAAGCAAUAACCCGUUUGAUGCUCCCAUUAUAGAGUUAGGAUACUAUAGAAAUAAAAUAGAUGUAUCUUUAGCAGUUGAAGCUGUAAAAUUUAUGCUAAGGCUCACCGAGACAUCCUAUUACCGAAAAGUGGGUAGUAAAGUAGUGAAACUAAAAGUAAAGGGUUGUGAAGGUCUCGUAUAUGGAACAGAUGAAUAUUGGAGAUGUUAUGUAGUGAAUACUGUUGAUUCAAUGUUACAUCCAGUUGGGACGUGCACGAUGGGACCGGAUGGUGUUGUCGAUGAAAGAUUGAGAGUCUACAACAUUAAGGGCUUGCGGAUAGUGGAUGCUUCGAUAAUGCCUCUCAUUCCUAGUGGUAAUACUAACAUACCGACAAUAAUGAUCGGCGAAAAGGCGGCUGAUAUGAUUAAAGAGGACUAUAGCUUCACUUGGCAGUAG